Molecule: messenger RNA, 1015 nt
Organism: Pseudo-nitzschia multistriata
Lineage: Eukaryota; Bacillariophyta; Bacillariophyceae; Bacillariales; Bacillariaceae
Source: the annotation of a GenBank genome assembly
CAAGGAGAAGACCACCUCAGGAGAAUUUUCUCGCUCCGUUGUUCCCCAAACUCGCGAUUUCAAGCAAGCUAACUACCACGGCGAUUUUUUUCUGUCAGGGGGAUCCAAUGCCUCCCGGUCCGUCGAAGCCGGGGUGAGCGACUGACACAACCGAUCCGGCGAUCCAGCAGACUCCAAGAGCUCYAAGAAUCCAAUUCGCACGCACAGCAACACACACAKUACCGAACCGAACGAUACCCACACCAUGGCUGUCUCGAUGAAAUCCUCUCCCGCGGUCCUUCUCGCUUCCGCACUCCUCCUGUGCCUCCUCGCGGCCCGCGGCACCGAGGGAUUCGCCACCGGCCCGGUCGCCGGCACCCGCGGCACCGCCAGCCAAACGCGGCUCUCCGCGGAACAGCCCGGUGGCAACAACAACAACAAGGGCAACCCGGUCUUUGGCGCCAUUUCCAACUUUUUUGCCGAGCUCGACGCCUUUGUCGACGACGCCACGGCCCGCCGGCUGGGAAACGGGGCCGCCUACUACGGGAAGCGAAAAUCGAGCUUCUACGGGAAGGACGACGCCAUGAAAAAGCAGGACCGGGACGUGGCCGAUUCCGAGGAGGACUACAUGGUCAACAGCGGCGGGAACUACAAGUGGAUCACCGACGAAAACGGACAGCUGAGGCCCGUCUCCCGCAUGAAGAACAAGAGCCUCGAGAAGCCCCUCGAGUUCUGGGGCCGCAAGGAUAAGAACGAGGAAUAGGCAAGCACGCGUGCGAUCCAACAAAGAAACAAGCCAACGAGGACACCGCUGGAGAUCCUUGGACGACACGAAGCGGAACAGCGAAGAAAGACAAACGGAAACCCCAUCGAACGUGGGAUUCAAACUGAAGAGCGAGGGAAUGUCGGCGUCGKUGUAGAUCGACCACCGGGAUGGUUGGUCGUUUCGUCCGCCCRAACGAUUGGACCGACUGCACACAAUAUACAUCGAUAAUUACGGUAUGUAAAUUAUAGUAUAGAUUAUACUCCGUCAAAC